AUGGCCGAUCGUUUACGCGCCCCGGCGAGCUUCUUGACUCAGUCCAAUGCUUUGCUUAGAAAGAACUUAACCUUUCAGAAACGAAAUAUGUGCUCGAAUGUAUCGCUGGUUUUAAUACCUUGUUUGCUGUGUUUGAUUUUGCUUGGUCUACAAAUUGCGACAGACAAAAUGAAAAUGGAAGAAUCCAAAAGGAACUUAAUCAAGUGCGAUAACAGCAGCAGCGGUUUCGAUGAAGGGAGCCCUUGUCCCUAUCCUAAGCCUCGAGAAUGGCCUCCGGUAUUGCAUAUACCCGAUGCUAUUUCUCGUGCAGUUACAAGUGACUCUGUUAUUCCUUUCACAGACUUGCCCGACGAGUCAUGCAGGGCUAACGGCUCCUGUCCUCUCACUAUACUGGUCACUGGAAAUAAUCAGUCUUUUGGACAAAUUUUGGCUGGGAAUUUGUUGUCCAAUGAUUUCCCUCUCAAUUCCUCUGAUGUCAUGGAUUUUCUGGCCAACAAUGUCAUGGGAUCUCACUCCUUACCUAGAGCGCCCAACUUUUUAGACAGAGCUUUCUUCACACAAACCAUCUAUAAGGUGCAGCGCCAAUGCUCCCCCAACUCUACAUUCUCCAUUCCGACUCUUCAUGUAUCAUCCAGACUCGACCAUGGACGGGGAGGGCCUCCUCAUGCUGUGGUUAGGCUGGCCUCCGCCUCACCUCACAUGCUCAUAACAACCAAAAAACUCCCAAUUUCUAAAUCUCCACCUCGUUUUCGGCCCGCGCCCGACCCACCUGAACCCUACCAGCCAACUCCCAAUCCGCCUCCAGUCCCCUUCCAGCCCACUCUCAACCCACCCCCAGUUCGUGUCCAGCCCAUUCCCAACCCGCCUCCGGCCCGCUAUCCACCCCCACCCUCAGCUCGCAAACAGCCCCCUCCCCCUCCUCAGCCUCGCAACCCACCUCCACCACAAGCCCCCAGCCCAACCCAAGCCCCCAAUCCAGGCCUCACUCCCAAGGCCCAACCCAAUAAAGAAUAUGAACAAGAGGUUAGAUGUGUUGAAGCUUUGACUUUGUGGCGCAACAAUUCUUCUGAUAUAAACAAUGAGCUAUAUAAUGGUUACCCAAAGGGGAACCCAGAGAGGAAAGUUAAUGAAAUACUUGCAGCCUAUGAUUUCUUAAACUCAAAUGAGAACAGUUUUAAUGCAAUCCUUUGGUACAAUUCAAGCUUGAGGAGGAGUGUUGGUUCUGAUCUGCAGCGGAUUGGGCGCUCAGUGAAUCUGGCAUCCAAUGCCUACCUUCAGUGUUUGCAAGGCCCUGGUACCAAAAUGCUGUUUGAGUUUGUCAAAGAAAUGCCUAAGCCUGUAACCAACGUAGUAAGCAUACCGGAUCUUUCCUCUCUACUUGGUCCACUCUUCUUUACAUGGAUCAUUUUACUGCUGUUCCCGGUUGUUUUGAAGUCACUGGUUUACGAGAAACAACAAAAACUGAGAAUCAUGAUGAAAAUGCAUGGCCUUGGUGAUGGACCGUAUUGGAUGAUCUCCUAUGCCUAUUUUCUUGCAGUUUCUUUGAUCUACAUGCUGCUGUUUAUGGCAGUUGGCUCCAUCAUAGGGUUAAAAUUCUUCACAAUCAAUGACUACAGCAUCCAGUUGGUUUUUUACUUCAUCUAUAUGAACUUGCAAAUAGCAGCGGCUUUUCUAGUAGCUUCAAUGUUUUCAAACGUUAAGGCUUGUACAGCUAUAGGUUACAUUCUGGUCUUUGGAACUGGGCUUUUGGCAGAAAAUCUUUUUCGAAGCUUCAUCGAAGAUGCAUCAGUCUCUAGACGCGGGAUCAUUCUUUUACAGUUGUAUCCUGGCUUCUCUCUGUAUCGUGGAUUAUACGAGCUAGCACAAUACCCCUUGCAAGAAAAAAGGGUUGGGAUGGGAUGGGGCGAUUUGAAUGAUAACCAGAAUGGGAUGAGAGAGGUCUUCAUUAUCAUGGUUAUUGAGUGGUUUGUGGUGCUUUUUGUUGCAUAUUGCAUUGACCAAGUUGUAUCAUCUGGAAGUGGAAAAAGUCCUUUAUUUUUCUUGCAAAGGAUUAGGAAGAAGAAACUUACAUCUCUAAGGAGGCCUAGUUUGCAAAGGCAGGGAUCUAAAGUUUCCAUUCAGAUGGAGAAAUCUGAUGUUAGUCACGAGAUCGAGAUGGUUGAGAGGUUGGUAUUGGAACAAAAUACAAGUCAUGCGAUCAUUUGUGACAACCUCAAAAAGGUGUAUCCGGGAAGAGAUGGAAACCCUGAGAAAUUUGCAGUGAAAGGGUUGUCUCUUGCUUUGCCUCCAGGGGAGUGCUUUGGUAUGCUUGGCCCCAAUGGUGCAGGGAAGACCUCUUUUAUUAGUAUGAUGACUGGUCUCACAAAACCAACCUCUGGCACAGCAUAUGUUCAUGGUAUGGACAUUCGGACGCAAAUGAACGAUAUAUAUACCAGCAUGGGAUUUUGUCCACAGCAUGACCUACUGUGGGAAACACUGACUGGAAGGGAGCAUCUACUAUUUUAUGGCAGACUUAAGAACCUCAAAGGUCGUGCCUUAAUGCAAGCAGUGGAAGAAUCUUUGAAGAGUGUCAAGCUAUUUGAUGGUGGGAUUGCUGACAAACAAGCAGGGAAAUACAGUGGAGGCAUGAAGAGAAGGCUCAGCGUCGCAAUUUUGUUGAUAGGGGACCCCAAAGUUGUUUACAUGGACGAGCCUAGUACUGGACUUGAUCCAUCUUCGAGAAACCAUCUAUGGAAUGUUAUAAAGACUGCAAAACAAGACCGGGCAAUCAUCCUAACCACACAUUCCAUGGAAGAGGCAGAGGUCCUGUGUGAUCGAUUAGGAAUUUUCGUAGAUGGCAGGAUGCAGUGUAUAGGAAACCCGAAGGAGCUGAAGGGGAGACAUGGAGGGUUAUAUGUCUUUACGAUGACAACAAGUUGGGAACAUGAGGAAGAAGUGGAGAGGAUAGUACAGAAGUUGUCACCCAACGCGAACAAGACAUACCGACUGUCGGGGACACAGAAGUUUGAACUGCCCAAAAAUGAGGUCAGAAUUGCAGAUGUAUUCCAAGCAGUGGAGUUUGCAAAGAGUAGAUUCCCAGUGUUUGCAUGGGGUGUGGUUGACACUACUUUGGAGGAUGUCUUCAUUAAGGUUGCUGCAGCUGCAGCUGCAGCUGAGUCUUCUUCAUAUGACAUAUGA
Molecule: messenger RNA, 3177 nt
Organism: Prunus armeniaca (apricot)
Lineage: Eukaryota; Viridiplantae; Streptophyta; Magnoliopsida; Rosales; Rosaceae
Source: the annotation of a GenBank genome assembly